AUGAAUAUAAAAGUUGAUCUCUUCUCCAACCGAAACUCCAGAUGUUGUACAAAAUUGGAUCACUCCCAGUUUUCUGUUCAUGAUUGGAACCAAAUACCAAAUAUGCAGAGUCUUAUUGAAAACAUUUGUCAUAUCUGUUUUUCUACCUCACCUGUACAUAUCUAUCUGUCUAUCUCAUAUUUUUACAGUCUGUUCAUAUCUAUCUAUCCAUCUAUAUUAAUUUAUAUCUCAGCCAAUUCAUAUCUCUCUAUCUCUGUUUAUGUUUACAUCUGUUUAUAUCUAUUUUCUCUCAGUCUGCCCAUAUCUAUCUAUUCAUAUCUCUGUAUCUCAAUCGAUCUAUCUAUCUAUAUCUAUCUAUCAUAUCAUCUAUCUAUCUAUAUGUUUGUUCAAAUCUGUCUAUCUAUAACUUUUUCAGUUUGCUUAUAUCUAUUCAUCUAUCUAUAUCUCUCUAUCUCUUUAUAUUUAAGUCUGUUCAUAUCUAUCUCAGCCUUCUUUCUCCUUCUCUUUGUGUGUAUGCAUGUGUCUCUCUCUCUCUCUCUGUCACACUCUCUCCAUGUUUUAGUCAGUCUGUCUGACACUUUUUUUGACUCUCUCUAUCUUCUGCGGCUUAAAUAG
Acanthosepion pharaonis is the source of this 615-nucleotide messenger RNA. Lineage: Eukaryota; Metazoa; Mollusca; Cephalopoda; Sepiida; Sepiidae. The record is from the annotation of a GenBank genome assembly.